Messenger RNA from Lotus japonicus, 795 nucleotides. Its product is annotated as calcium-binding protein CP1. The record is from RefSeq and is a predicted model, not a curated record. The coding region runs from base 92 to 592 and encodes 166 amino acids. NCBI's taxonomy places the organism in Eukaryota, Viridiplantae, Streptophyta, Magnoliopsida, Fabales, Fabaceae. Gene Ontology annotation, molecular function: enzyme regulator activity; calcium ion binding. The transcript has a single exon.
GCAUAAAUCUCAACACAACCACAAACGCUGAAACCAAAAACCCAACGUCUCUGUUUUUCCUUCAACAAUCAAAACAACACAACACAACACGAUGUGUCCUUCUGGCAGGAGCCUCCGCUCUAACGCUUCUUCUUCCUCGUCCUUGUCCGCCACGUCAGAUUUCCGACCGGCAUUUGACGUCCUGGACGCAGACUGCGACGGCAAAAUAAGCCGCGACGACCUCCGCGCCUUCUACGCUGGCAUUUACGGCGGCGUCGCCAGCGGAGACGAUGUGAUCGGAGCGAUGAUGACGGUUGCGGACACCGACAAGGACGGGUUCGUGGAGUACGAGGAGUUCGAGCGCGUUGUCACAGAAAACAAUAAACCUUUGGGGUGUGGGGCCAUGGAGGAGGUGUUCAAGGUGAUGGACAAGGACGGUGACGGCAAGCUCAGCCACCAUGAUUUGAAGAGUUACAUGGCUUCGGCUGGGUUCUCCGCCACCGAUGAGGAUAUCAACGCCAUGAUCAAGUUCGGCGGCGGCGAUUUAUACGGCGGAGUGAGUUUCGAGGGUUUGAUUCGCAUAUUAGCUCUUGAUUAUUCCGUCGCUAAUUAAUUAAUUAAUUGGUUAAAUCCCAUGAAUUACAUAAUGUGAGUCCAGCCAAAAUGGUUUUUUUGUAUUGGAUUAUUAUAUUGCUCUCCAAGGUUUAUUUAUGUGUAACUGGGAUAUGAGCUUCACUUUUUUGAUCAAUAAAUUUCAAUGUAACUUUGAAUUUGAUGAUAUGAUAACCAUACAUGUAAUUCAAAUUAUGUUUAGAA